CUUUACUUUCUAACUCUUUCCAGUUUGGGAGAUUAAAUAGCAGAGCAGCGAUGGCGAAUUCGGGACCUCCUCCGGCGCGGUUAUGUGCGCUUUCUGAUUUAUGGGAGAGGGGGGUGGGUGAGAAGGUUAGGGUGCUUGGGUGUAUAACAAACUACAACACCACCACCGCCAUCCUCACCCUGCACCCUCCUCAUUCCCCCUCCCCUCACUCCUCCACCUCCACAGCCACCACCCCCCACAACCACACAGCACAAAUCGAUCUCUCCCUCCUCCUCUCCUCCACCCCACCCCCCGUGACUGCGAUCGGGGAAUGGGUGAACGUGAUCGGAUACAUCACCUCGCAGCAAUCCGCUCCCUCCGCUCCCCCCACCUCUGCUGCCCCACCUACAGGGCGAGGAGAAAGAGGAAGUCGGAGAAGGGGCGGGAAGGAGGGAGGGAGUGAUGGAGAAGAGACUAAAGGGGAACAUCACACGAGCAUCCAAGCCCUCCUCCUCUGGUCGGCUGGGGGGUUGAAUGUACAGGAGUACGAGGAAGUGGUUCGGGAUUUAAAAGCCGAGCGCGAGAAGACCGAGACACAGAUUUAAAGAAACCCGAGAAAAGGUGGUAGUAUAAAUAAUCUAACUAACCCAGUCUCCUCCUCACCGAUCGAUGCAUGUCCCAAAAAUGGCCCCCAUCUACGUCCCGUCCGUCCAUCCACCUCACUUCAGCUCAGCUCAACUCAGCUACACCACCCGCCCCGAGCUACCAUGAUCAAAAACAAGCACAAAGCACAAGCAUAGUCGAGCAAACGACAAAAAAAAAAAAGGAGACCAGCACAGCACGGAUGGAAUGGACAACGACCAAAAUGAUAUGAUAAAACCCCCCGAAGAAUGAGCGAGCCUAAGAGCCUAACGAACAAACAAAAAAACACAAAGACGACCGCCUGAUCCAAUUCCAAUUCCAACGACCCUCUCCCUCUCUCUUCCCCUACCGGGAAAUCCGAUUAUUAUACAACCACUCCCCCCAACCCUAGCCAACUAGCCAACCACCAUGCAUCCCCCCCAACCAUCCAUCCACCAUGCACCCACACAACCACACAACCACCCAUCUACAAAUCCUUCAACUUAUCCUUCAACUUCCCAAAAAAGCUCCUCCUCUUCUUCUGCUGCUGCUCCUUCGCCAGCGCCGCAGCCGGGCUCCCACUCGAGCUCCCAGCAGCAGCCGCCUUCGU
Pseudogymnoascus verrucosus is the source of this 1210-nucleotide messenger RNA. RefSeq lists its product as uncharacterized. Gene Ontology annotation, cellular component: CST complex. The transcript is spliced from 2 exons. Lineage: Eukaryota; Fungi; Ascomycota; Leotiomycetes; Thelebolales; Thelebolaceae. Gene Ontology annotation, molecular function: single-stranded telomeric DNA binding. Gene Ontology annotation, biological process: telomere capping. Bases 51 to 584 code for a protein of 177 amino acids. The record is from RefSeq and is a predicted model, not a curated record.